This is a messenger RNA of Solanum verrucosum, 616 nucleotides long. RefSeq lists its product as uncharacterized. NCBI's taxonomy places the organism in Eukaryota, Viridiplantae, Streptophyta, Magnoliopsida, Solanales, Solanaceae. The record is from RefSeq and is a predicted model, not a curated record. The coding region runs from base 72 to 548 and encodes 158 amino acids. The transcript has a single exon.
AACAAAUAACAAACCAAACACUCUUUCUUUUUCUUCUUCAUCUUUUUCAAUAUUUUCUUCCUUCAACAACAAUGGCAACAACAACAAGAAAAAACAAAAAUUUCCUCUUCUUAGGUGGAAAAGACAGAAUUACCCCUCUCCCAUCAAGCACAAACACCCUCCAAUUCGAAUUUGAUGAAGCUGAAAUGUGGAGUAAUUCGGAAGAAAUUAAUAGUUUUGAACCCAAAUUAUCAAUACCAAGUUCAAGAUUUUCAAAGAAAACGACGAAAAAAGGCGAAAGAAAGGCGAGUAAUGCGACGUCGUUGCCUGUGAAUAUACCUGAUUGGUCAAAAAUAUUAGGUGAUGAGAAGGGUAAUUUGGGAAAAAAUAUUAUGUUUGAUGAUGAUGGAGAUUCUGAUAAUGAAAAUAGAAUUCCACCACAUGAGUAUUUAGCAAGAACAAGAGUUGCUUCAUUUUCAGUACAUGAAGGAAUUGGAAGGACAUUAAAAGGAAGAGAUUUAAGUAGAGUUAGAAAUGCUAUUUGGAAAAAAAUUGGUUUUGAAGAUUAGUUACUAAUAGUGAAAUUUGUUUUUUUUUUUUAAGGGGUAAUUAUGAAAAUACGGCGUUUUGAAUCAUA